Vitis vinifera (wine grape) is the source of this 1206-nucleotide messenger RNA. RefSeq names its product protein SRC2-like. The transcript has a single exon. NCBI's taxonomy places the organism in Eukaryota, Viridiplantae, Streptophyta, Magnoliopsida, Vitales, Vitaceae. The record is from RefSeq and is a predicted model, not a curated record. Bases 196 to 1017 code for a protein of 273 amino acids. Gene Ontology annotation, biological process: defense response.
UUUGUUUGGUUACUUUAAUACGCUUGACUUUUUCUUCUCUGAUUCUCUGCUGAAUGAAUCAAUAAUGACUUAUCGUGGCCUCAAAAGACGAAUCUUGGAUCUUUCUCAGCAAGCCUAUUUUCAAUUUUUUAAGGCUUCCAUCGCUUUUUAGUCUUCUAGGGUUUUGAUCAUUUCAUCUGAAAACUGAAAAAAAAAAUGUGCAGAUCACUGGAGAUAACCUUGGUCUCAGCGAAUGGUAUCAAAAAGGUCAAACACAUCUCCAAGAUGGAUGUGUACGUGGUGGCCACCGUCUCUGGCGAUCCUCAGAGCCUCCAGAAAACGCCGGUGCACAAGGACGGUGGGUCCAACCCCACUUGGAACUUCACUAUGAAAUUCACCAUCGAUGAAUCGCUGGCUCAAUUGGACCAUCUCAUGCUUAUUUUCCAGCUCCGCUGCUGCCGGCAUGUCCGCGCCGACAAGGAUAUCGGCGAAGCCAACGUGUCCGUCAAAGAGCUCCUCAACCACGCCGGGGACGACAUGUCCGCAAAGUAUGUCACAUACGAAGUUAAAAAGCCCUCUGGGAAGCCCAAAGGCAAGUUGAACUUCUCUUUCAAGUUCGGCGAGAGAUCACAUCCAGGUGCAACUCCGCAGGUAUGCUCGCCGGUGACUGCAUAUCCCAUUCACACAGUGUACGGAUCACCAUAUGCUCCACCCUCAGUGGCGGCGCCUUACCCAGAAACAACGGCGGUGGAAUUUUAUCCGCCGGUGGGUUUUCCUAAUACAGCAGAUGGGUAUCAUUCAAAUGGUGGGCAUUCGUCAAAGCCGCCGCAAGGGUAUCCUCCUCCGGAGCCGGAGAAUGGGUAUUCACCUGUGAAACAUGAGCUGCCGGAUCAGCAGCCGACGAAGAAUGAUGAUAUCAGUCUGGAAACGCUGGGGGCUGCCAUAGCUAUGAUUUUAAUGGGAGAUAAGGUGUCUGAUGCAGCUGUUGUUAGUAGCGAUCAUGAUCGUGUCUAUAACUCACAUGGUUUGGAUAGCUGAUCUUCGGUGUACUUUUGGAAAUUCUCCUCCUCUAUGCUUGUUUGGAUUCCAAGAAAAGUUGAAAUACCUUAAUGGAAAAACCUCUACUUCUGACAUGUAUUGAUAUUAAUUUAGUAUUCCUGUAUUUGAGGUGUCAUAGUUUUAAGGAUUGGGAAGCAAUGUUCAAAUUGUUAUGCAAUUUUCAUUGAA